Molecule: messenger RNA, 2269 nt
Organism: Pimephales promelas (fathead minnow)
Lineage: Eukaryota; Metazoa; Chordata; Actinopteri; Cypriniformes; Leuciscidae
Source: RefSeq, a predicted model, not a curated record
ACUAUCAACGGUCGUGAUUGAGAGCGUCCUGCGACUACAAACAAUUGUCUCCUCUUUCAUGAGAAGUUUGGAGUUGCUGUCAAACUUGGACCUUAUAAACCAACACUGGAUUUAGCCUACAUUUGAAGAAGUUGAAAGAAGUUAUUUUUAUGUCCGCGUAAAGUGGAAUGACUAACCUUACUUAUCAAAUCUUCACAAGGAAAUACUAAACGUCACAAAGAAUCGCAAGGAUGCUUCUUUAUGAACUUGUCGCACUCGUAAAAAUAUGUUUUGUGACUUUAUAAACUAAAACGUGCAACUUCUUGUUGCAUUUAGUAAGCAGAAUAUGUCUCUCUUGUAAAAGCGUUCAGAGUUCCUAACGACUUGGGAAUUCUGUUUCUCUUCUUGCCCAGAAAAGUUCUUCUGCUGGGUUUUACGCAAAACUGAAUCUCACCUCAGUUUAAACUCGUUUCAUAAGCGGCCCACAAGGGCUUGGACGAUUUCAGUCAUGAACGUGCCAAGGUGCUCUGGAGUUUGCGCUAUGAUGAGACUUCUGGCGCUGGUUAUACAUGUUUUGUCAACGACAGCAAAGAGACACGUUGUAUACUGGAACAGUACAAACACACGGUUAACAGGAGAUGAUUACUCUGUCCAGGUCAAUCUGAGUGAUUAUCUGGAUAUACUGUGUCCCCACUAUCCUGCUGAACACCAGUCGAGUGGACCUGUGGAGAGUCUGGCUCUCUACCUGGUGGCUGAGCGCCAGUUCAAGGGCUGCGUGGAGACUAAAGAGGCCAUUAAGAGAUGGGAGUGUAACCAGCCGUACGCUCCCUAUGGCCCUGUCAGAUUCUCUGAAAAGAUCCAGCGCUUCACACCCUUCUCAUUGGGCUUUGAAUUCCUGCCUGGACACCAUUACUACUAUAGCUCACUAUCCUCAGACGAUGGACCCCCCCUCCCCUGUAUGAAACUACGAAUCACUGUGUGCUGUCCACCAAGCUGGCUCUCAGACCCCUGCAGUUAUGUUGACCUUCCGCUCGGCUUGGCUGAUGCUGGAUCAGCAGGGAAUGCCGCCCAGUAAGAGUGGGAAUGGCAGUCCAGUCCGUAAGCUGUCCGACCCAAUUCCACCUCCUGCUUCACACACAUGCACAUACACGCGCACACACACUCAGAAGCUGUCUAACCCAAUAUCCAAGUCCUGCCCCGGCCCCAAACCUGGCUUCUGGCCUCUCACAGUUUCUCCAACUUUUCAUGGAACAAUUUGUCCACUUCUGCUGUGAAAAAAAAAAUGUUUUAUGUUUCUUACAGGUUAGUUAGUUUGACUGGAGAUCCAUGGCAUUGUAUUUACAUUUGUCAGUUGCUCAGUUAAGUGGGUACCAUUGCAUUUAUUCCACAAAAAGAGUAAAUCAAACAGAAACUGUGUUGUGAAAUCAAAUUCUUGGAGUCUUUAAGGAGAUGCUUUGCUGAAUUCUGAGAGUUGUAUAACCUUCAAUGAGAAAUAUCUAGUUUGCAGUUGGGGCAGAAAAUGCUUGUGCAAUUGAUUUGCAAUAUUUGUAUGAGAAAUAUGUGUAGCAGAGAAUGAUCUGAGGUGCAUGAGCUUAUUUCAGGAGCAAAUAUUUGAUAAGAGAUAAUGGAGUUUUUUUGUUGAUUUGAGGCGGCAAAAUAUUUGACUAAAAAAGGACAUUUACUUUAUCCAUGGAAGAUGUGAAUGCGUGGAAUGACAACUUCUCUCUUUCUCGUCUUUGCACAUUUUCCUCUUCUCACGCUCCCGCUUCAGAUGCUCCAUCUCUUUUAUCCCUCUCUCUUUCCCUUCCUCUCUAUCUAUUUCCCUCUUUUUCUGUUCUCUAACCGAAACUAAUCCAGACUAAACUGUAGCAUCCCUUCUCCCUCCCUCCUUUUUUCUUUCUCCUCCUAGUGUGUAGCCUUUCCUGGAGUGGCACUAAUCUUCCCCACUCUGUUUCUUUUAGUCUUUUCCUCCCGUCCCUCAUUUUUAUGAUCUGUCGUUACCAGAGCAAAACUAAUCAGGGUCUUAUCCACUACACAUUCAUUGAGUUUCGUCUCUCUCUUCAAACCCUGUCCAUUUCUGGAAUUCUGCUCAUCUUCUAUUCCAUCUGUCCCUUGCAUCAUGUUCCUGAAUAGUUAUAGACGCAUCUAUUUAAAAUAUAUUCGACAAUUCUUUAAUAACUUUUGUUUAAUAACUGUGAUUGAUUGGCAAAUUAACAUAAGUAUUCAUUCUACUUGUGUCAGUGGAUAGAGCACAUUUUCAGUUUUGAGGGAUUUUGAGUAUAUAGGGAUA